This is a messenger RNA of Eptesicus fuscus (big brown bat), 6992 nucleotides long. RefSeq names its product collagen type VI alpha 6 chain (gene COL6A6). Gene Ontology annotation, molecular function: extracellular matrix structural constituent conferring tensile strength. Gene Ontology annotation, biological process: extracellular matrix organization. The transcript is spliced from 36 exons. Bases 1 to 6786 code for a protein of 2261 amino acids. The record is from RefSeq and is a predicted model, not a curated record. Lineage: Eukaryota; Metazoa; Chordata; Mammalia; Chiroptera; Vespertilionidae.
AUGAAAAUGCUGCUGAUUUUGUUCCUCGUAAUAAUUUGCUCCCAUGUUUCUGUGAACCAGGAUUCUGGCCCUGAGUAUGCAGACGUGGUGUUUCUGGUGGACAGCUCUGAUCACCUGGGAAUUAGGUCCUUCCCUCUGGUGAAAACAUUCAUCAACAAAGUGAUCAACAGUCUCCCCAUAGAGGCCAGCAAAUACCGCGUGGCCCUGGCCCAGUACAGCGACAAGCUCCACAGUGAAUUCCAGCUGAACACCUUCAAGAGCAAGAAUCCCAUGUUAAACCACCUCAAGAAGGUGGCGUUCUUGGGCGGCGCCCUGCGGAUCGGAAACGCUCUCCGGGAGGCUCACAGGACCUAUUUCUCUGGACCUGCAAACGGCAGAGACAAGAAGCUGUUUCCCCCGGUUCUGGUGGUCCUGGCUUCGGCCGAGUCCGAGGAUGACGUGGAAGAGGCUUCCAAGGCUCUCCGGGAGGACGGGGUGAGGAUCAUCUCGGUGGGGCUGCAGAAAGCGUCUGAGGAGAACCUGAAGGCCAUGGCCACGGCUCAGUUUCAUGUGAACCUUCGGACUGUCAGAGACCUCAGCACGUUCUCCCAGAACAUGACGCAGAUCAUCAAGGAUGCGGCUCAGUACAAGGCGGGAGCAGUGGAUGAUGUUCUUAUGGAAGUUUGCCAAGGCUCCUCGGUGGCCGACGUGGUGUUCCUGUUGGAUUUGUCCGUCAAUGGCAGCCAGGACAACUUGGACUAUCUUAAAGAGUUCCUGGAAGAAAGUGUAUCUGCUCUUGACAUAAAGGAAAACUGCAUGAGGGUUAGCCUCGUGGCCUACAGCAAUGAGACGCAGGUGAUCAAUUCACUGAGCAGGGGCAUCAAUAAGACGGAGGUGCUCCAGUCUAUACAGGGCCUCUCUCCCCUGGCUGGGAAGGCCUACACUGGGGCCGCCAUCAGAAAGAUCAGGAAGGAGGUCUUCAGUGUGCAGAACGGCAGUCGGAUGAACCAGGGGGUGCCCCAGAUCGCCGUGCUGGUGACCCACCGGCCGUCGGAAGACAACGUGACCAAGGCCGCCCUGAACCUCCGGCGCCAGGGCGUGGCCGUCUUCACGAUGGGCGUGGAGGGGGCCAGCGACAGCCAGCUGGAAAGGAUAGCAUCGCACCCCGCCGAGCUGUAUGUCUCCAGACUGAAGACCUUCUCCGACCUGGUCGCUCACAACCAGACGUUUCUGAAGAAGCUGCGGAAGCAAAUAACGCACACAGUCUCUGUCUUCUCAGAGCGCACCGAAACCCUCAAAUCCGGUUGUGUGGACACUGAAGAAGCAGACAUCUAUCUGCUCAUCGAUGGCUCCGGGAGCAUCCAGGCCACGGACUUCCAAGAAAUGAAGACCUUCCUGUCAGAGGUCGUAAAGAUGUUCAACAUCGCCCCCCAGAAGGUGCGGGUUGGGGCCGUCCAGUACGCCGACAGCUGGGACUUGGAAUUUGAGAUCAAUAAAUACUCAAACAAGCAGGAUUUGGGGAAGGCCAUUGAGAACAUCCGGCAGGUGGGUGGGAGCACGAACACGGGUGCAGCCCUGAAUUUCACGCUGGGGCUGCUGCGAAAAGCAAAGCAGCAGCGAGGAAACCGCGUGCCGUGUCACCUUGUUGUCCUGACAACUGGCAUGUCCCAGGAUAGCAUCUUGGAGCCUGCGAACAGGCUGAGAAAGGAGCUCAUCCAUGUUUAUGCCAUCGGGGUCAAGGAGGCCAACCAAACACAGCUGCGGGAAAUCGCAGGCGAGGAAAAGAGGGUGUACUACGUGCAUGACUUUGACGCUUUGAAAGACAUAAGAAACCAAGUUGUCCAAGAAAUCUGUACGGAAGAAGCCUGCAAAGAGAUGAAAGCUGACAUCAUGUUUCUGGUGGACAGUUCUGGCAGUAUAGGAAGUGAGAAUUUCAUCAAAAUGAAAACAUUUAUGAAAAACCUGGUGAGUAAGUCUCAGAUUGGGGCAGAUCGGGUGCAAGUCGGCGUGGUCCAGUUCAGUGACAUCAAUAAGGAGGAGUUUCAACUCAACAAGUACAUCUCGCCAAGUGAAAUUUCAGAUGCCAUCGACCAGAUGCCUCACAUGGGACAGACCACGAUGACUGGUAGUGCCCUGACCUUUGUGUCUCAGUACUUCAGUCCCGCCAAGGGGGCCCGGCCCAGCGUCAGGAAGUUUCUCAUCCUCAUCACAGAUGGUGAAGCUCAUGACAUAGUCAAGGACCCCGCGGUAGCACUUCGGCAAGAAGGCAUCAUUAUCUACUCGGUGGGGGUGUUUGGCUCCAAUGUCACCCAGCUGGAGGAGAUCAGCGGGAGGCCAGACAUGGUGUUUUAUGUUGAGAAUUUUGACAUUCUGCAGCAAAUUGAAGAUGAUCUUGUUUUUGGAAUAUGCAGCCCCCGUGAAGAAUGCAAGCGAAUUGAAGUUUUAGAUGUUGUGUUUGUAAUUGACAGCUCUGGCAGCAUUGACAGUAAUGAAUAUAAUAUCAUGAAGGAUUUCAUGAUAAACUUGGUGAAAAAAGCUGAUGUUGGCAAGAAUCAGGUUCGGUUUGGGGCUAUGAAGUAUGCUGAUGACCCACAAGUGCUGUUUUAUCUGGAUGACCUUGGCACAAAACUGGAGGUGAUUUCAGCGCUCCAGAAUGACCAGCCCAUGGGGGGCAACACAUACACCGCUGAGGCACUAGGCUUCUCGGACCACAUGUUCACCGAAGCCCGUGGCAGCCGCCUGCACCGAGGGGUCCCCCAAGUCCUCAUCAUAAUCACCGAUGGGGAGUCCCAUGAUACAGAAAAGCUCAAUGCCACAGCCAAGGCCUUGCGGGACAAAGGCAUUCUUGUCCUGGCCGUGGGGAUCGCGGGUGCUAACCCUGUGGAGCUGCUCGCCAUGGCAGGAUCAAGGGACAAGUACUUCUUCGUGGAGACUUUUGGAGGCCUGAAGGGGAUAUUUUCAGACGUGUCAGCCAGUGUGUGUAACUCCUCACAAGUAGAUUGUGAAAUUGAAAAAGUAGAUCUUGUUUUCCUCAUGGAUGGUUCCACUAGCAUUCAUCCAGAUGACUUCAAGAAGAUGAAGGCCUUCUUGGCAUCGAUUGUUCAAGAGUUCGAUGUCAGUGCCAACAGAGUGCGUAUAGGAGCAGCCCAGUUUAGCCAUACCUAUCGGCCAGAGUUUCCACUGGGAGCGUACAUAGGGAAAAAGGAGAUAUCAUUUCAGAUUGAAAACAUCCAGCAGAUCUCGGGAAACACACUCAUCGGCGCUGCACUCCAGAUGGUGGGGCAUUUCUUCCAGCCAGACAUGGGCAGCCGGAUAAAUGCCGGCACCCCACAGGUGUUGCUGGUCCUCACAGAUGGCCAGUCCCAAGAUGAGGUGGCUCGGGCUGCUGAAGACCUGAGACACAAAGGUAUCGACAUCUACAGCGUGGGCAUCGGGGAUGUGGAUGACCAGCAGCUCAUUCAGAUCACCGGGACUGCAAGUAAGAAACUGACGGUUCAUAACUUCGAUGAGCUGCAGAAGGUCAAGAAAAGGAUAAGUCGCAACAUCUGCACCUCAGGGGGUGACAGCAACUGUUUUGUGGAUGUUGUGGUUGGAUUUGACAUCUCCACCCAGCAGAAGGGGCAGACUUUGCUCGAUGGCCAGUCUUGGAUGGAAACCUACCUCCCAGACAUCCUACGUGCCAUCAGCUCCCUUAAUGGGGUUAGCUGUGAGGUGGGCACAGAGACUCAGGUUAGUGUGGCUUUUCAAGUAACCAAUGCCACGGAACAGUACUCUCCCAAGUUUGAGAUCUAUAGUGAAAACAUACUGAAUAGCUUGAAGGAUGUAACAGUGAAAGGACCAUCCUUUCUCAACACAAACUUCUUGAGUUCCCUGUGGGAUGCCUUUCAGAAUAAAUCAGCUGCCCGAGGCAAGGUGGUGCUCUUAUUUUCAGAUGGAUUGGAUGAUGACAUUGAAAAACUUGAACAAAAAUCUGAUGAGCUUAGAAAAGAAGGCCUGAAUGCCCUUAUCACUGUUGCUCUGACUGGAGCCACCGAUUCAAGUGACCUGGCUGAUCUUCUCUACAUUGAAUUUGGGAAAGGAUUUGAGUACAAGACCCAGUUCGCUAUUGGAAUGAGGGAUCUGGGGAGCCAACUGUCAAAGCACCUGGUCAAUGUUGCUGAAAGGACUUGCUGUUGUUUAUUCUGCAAGUGCUUUGGAGGAGAUGGAACAGUGGGAGAUCCUGGACCACCUGGGAAAAAGGGACUCCCAGGUUUCAAAGGCAGUGAAGGCUACCUGGGAGAGGAGGGCAUUGCUGGAGAAAGAGGAGCCACUGGACCAGUGGGAGAGCAAGGUACUAAGGGAUGCUAUGGCGCCAAAGGUCCUAAGGGACUCAGAGGACUAUAUGGACAGGAGGGAGAAGUUGGGGAAAGCGGAAUUGAUGGAUUAAAUGGUGUACAGGGUGACAAUGGUCAACCUGGAAGAAAAGGAGAAAAGGGAGAUGAAGGAUCCCAGGGAAGUCCAGGAAAGAAAGGGCUUGCUGGUGACCGUGGAGCAAAGGGCCUGCGAGGAGACCCUGGAGUUCCUGGAUUUGACAAUAGCAUAGAAGGACCUAAGGGCUUGAAAGGAGAACGUGGAAGAGAAGGUAGAAGAGGCUGGCCAGGCCCCCCUGGAACACCAGGCUCCAGAAGACAGACAGCAGCUCAUGGCCGAAGGGGACUUACAGGCCCACAGGGGACAACAGGCACCCCAGGCCCAGAUGGACUUGAAGGCUCGCUGGGACUUAAGGGCCCUCAGGGCCCAAGAGGAGAGGCCGGUGUGGAAGGAGAAAAAGGAGGUCUGGGAAGUAGAGGACCCCAGGGGCCUCCAGGACCAGGAGGAAAGGCAGGGAGUCGAGGCCAUUUGGGAAGCCAAGGAAACAAAGGGGAACCUGGAGAUCCGGGAGAAAAAGGAGCUAUCGGCCUUCCUGGUCCUCGGGGCUUGCCGGGUGAUGAUGGCAACCCAGGUUAUGGCAGCAUCGGAAGUAAAGGAGCCAAGGGACAAGAAGGAUUCCCUGGAGAAGGUGGACCUAAGGGUGAGACUGGGGACCCUGGGGGUCCAGGAGAAACUGGACCCAAGGGAGCUAGAGGCCAGCGGGUAUCCACUGCACUUCCAGGAGAGCCGGGAUCCCCUGGGGAGCUGGGACCUCCUGGACGCAAGGGUGUGAAAGGGGCCCAAGGAUUGGCUUCAUUUUCCAUGUGUGAGCUCAUUCAGUAUGUGCGGGACCACAGUCCUGGCGGACACGGAAAACCCGAAUGCCCCGUGCAUCCCACCGAGUUGGUGUUUGCCUUGGACCAGUCGCGGGAUGUGACGGAGCAGGAAUUUGAGCAGAUGAAGCAGGUGAUGUCCUCCCUGGUGAGCGGCGUUCAAGUCCGGGAGAACAGCUGCCCCGUGGGGGCGCGCAUCGCCGUGGUCUCUUAUGACUCCCAUGCCAGGCACCUCAUCCGCUUCUCAGACACCCACAGGAAGAACCAACUCCUCAGGGAAAUCAAAGCCAUCCCUUACGAGCGGUCCUCUGACAGCAGGGAGAUCGGCAAAGCAAUGAGGUUUAUCUCCAGGAACGUCUUCAAGCGAACCCUCCCGGGGGCUCACACAAGAAGAAUCGCCACACUUUUCAGCAGCGGUCAGUCUGCUGAUGCCCAGUCCAUCACUACGGCCACUAUGGAAUUCAGCGCCCUUGACAUCAUUCCCGUCGUGAUUGCUUUCAGCAAUGUGCCCUCCAUCAGGCGUGCAUUUUCGAUCGACGACACUGGCACGUUCCAAGUAAUAGUGGUUCCGUUCGGGACCGACUACACGCCAGCACUAGAGAGACUACAGAGGUGCACGUUCUGCUAUGAUGUCUGCAAGCCAGAUGCUUCUUGUGAUCAAGCCAGACCACCCCCCGUGCAGUCUUACAUGGAUGCGGCUUUCCUGCUGGAUGCCUCCCGACACGUGGGAAGUGCAGAAUUUGAAGACCUGAGAGACUUCUUGGGAGCACUGUUGGAUCACUUUGAAAUCACCCCAGAGCCCGAGACCUCUGUCACUGGAGACCGGGUCGCCCUGUUAAGCCAUGCUCCCCCCAACUUCCUACCCAACACUCAGAAGAGUCCCGUUAGAACCGAGUUCAACCUUACCACCUACAACAGCAGACGGCGCAUGAAGAGGCACGUGGAAGAAUCGGUUCAACAGCUAAAUGGAGAUGCUUUUAUCGGACAUGCCUUACAGUGGACUCUGGACAAUAUCUUUUUAAGUGCGCCGAAUCUGAGAAAAAACAAGGUCAUAUUUGUGAUAUCUGCUGGGGAAACUAGUCACUUGGACAGAGAAACCUUAAAGAAAGAAUCUCUGAAAGCCAAAUGUCAAGGUUAUGCCCUGUUUGUGUUUUCCUUUGGCCCUACUUGGAAUGACAAGGAACUGGAAGAUCUAGCCAGCCACCCUCUGGAUCACCACUUGGUCCAGCUUGGUCGAAUUCAUAGACCUGACCACAGAUAUGGUGUGAAGUUUGUGAAGUCCUUUAUCCAUUCAGUCAGGCGUGCACUCAACAAAUAUCCACCAAUAAACUUCAAAACGAAGUGCAACAGACUCAGCUCCACAAACGUGAAGCAGCCCCCACAGCAGUUGCGAAGCUUUGUUCCUGGACCACACAAAGCAGCCCUUAAAGAAGAUGCAUUACAAAAGGCAAAAUUCUUUCAAGAUAAAAAAUAUGUUUCAAGAGCAGUAAGAAACAGCAGAGAUAAUACUGUUCGAAAUUUCACCAGAAACACAUUCCAUACCUUUAAAAAUGGAAAGAAGAUGAUAAAAACUGUUCCCAAAUGACAUAUAAAGGAAGUGCUUGAAGAAUUUAACCUUAGGAAGCAUGGUAAGACUCUGGACUUAUGUAACUAAAUUCACUGCCAAAAUCAUGGAUCACUUUUAUUUAGAUUCUGCCUAUACUGGAGGUCCACUAUAUUGGACAAACCACAGGUUGGAGAUUGAGGUAACUUGACCCCUUGCACUCAUUGGUAUUAAAGGUAUAUCUUGUC